This is a messenger RNA of Labrus bergylta (ballan wrasse), 8084 nucleotides long. Lineage: Eukaryota; Metazoa; Chordata; Actinopteri; Labriformes; Labridae. The record is from RefSeq and is a predicted model, not a curated record.
UGUACCACUGCAGCAUCAGUGUGGAAAAGACACGAGAAAAAGGCACGACUGAGUGGACGAGGAAGAAGAAUUAAAGACACAGAAGAAGAAGAGAGGAGCGCGAGACAAAGGGAUAAAAGAAAGAGGAGGCAGAGGAAGAGAGGAAACACCUGCAGAGCCGGAGCAGUGUUCGUCCAGAGACCCUCACUUCAGUUUACUUGUCUCCACUCUCCCGAGGGUCUGGGACAUCCCUGGAGUGUGUGUGUGUGUGUGUGUCUGGUCGUGUGCAAAGGGUGGGAGGGUUUUUUUUGUUUUUUUUGUGUUGAUGUGUUGAUGAGUGUGUGGGUGUCUCGCGCCACUUUUCAUGGGACAUUGAGAGAUGUGUGUGUCACAGCAUCGGUGGACGGGCUGUAGGGGGCCGCGCUCCCCCUCCCUCCCCCUGGUCCUCCUCCUCCUCCUCCCACUGUCCUUCCUCUCCUCAACACCUCCGCUCGCUCAGGGAGCCAUCCACAUCCCCGAAGGCUACCAAGUGCAUAACAUGUCUCAGCCGCCGGUGAUGAUGGAGAUGCCGAAGUCGUUCACAGCGUUUUCUCCAGAGGACAUCAAGCUGCCCUGCGAGGCCACUGGUAACCCGACGCCCACUUACCGUUGGGUAAAAGAUGGGGACACUUUCGGGCCGGAGAGGGAAGGAUCCGGGACGCUGAAAGAAAACAAGACAGAAUUCCUCGAAACGUACGCCGGGACCUGGCGCUGCUACGCCUCCAACAUGCUGGGGACCGCCAUGACACAAAGUGUAGAGGUCAUCGUGGAGGCUCAACCGAUUCUGCCGAAACAACAUCACAUCCGAGUGAAAGCAUACGAGGGAGAGAGCAUCGUCAUGGCCUGUAACCCUCCGCAGAGCUCCACUCCCCCGCACAUCCACUGGAUGGACAAGUGGAUGGUGCACAUAAAGCAGAGCGACAGAGUGAUGCUCGGCCUGGAUGGGAACUUGUACUUUUCCAACGUGGUGAGGAGCGACAGACGGGACGACUACAUCUGCAACGCCCAGUACACUGCAGCCAGGACCGUCCUCCCAGUGACCCGCAUCGACCUCACUGUGCUGCCCAGUAACGACGUGGUGCACGACAGAAAACCUCACCUGUUCAGCCCUCAGGGAACACACUCCACGGUGCUCGCUCUCCGGGAGAACACGGUCGUCCUCGAGUGUAUCCCCAAAGGCCUACCCACGCCGAAGGUGGAUUGGAAGAAGAAGGACGGUAGGCUGGAUGAAACGAGCGCUCAGCGGGAGAACCACAACCGCUGGCUGCGCUUCGACAGCAUCACUCAGGAGGACGACGGCGAGUACGAGUGCAAGGCGUCCAACGACCACGGCUCGGUGACGCACGCCUUCACUGUCACCGUGGAAGCGUCUCCUUACUGGGUCAAGGAGCCUCAGAACCUGCUGUACGCCCCCGGAGAGACUGUGAGACUGGACUGUCAGGCUGAAGGCAUCCCGACCCCGACUAUCACCUGGAGCAUCAACGGACUGUCCAUCACAGAGGUGGAUGAAGAGCCUCGCCGCAGUGUGUCGGGCGGCGUGUUGAUCCUGAGGGAUGUGGUGUACGCGGACACAGCUGUGUAUCAGUGCGAGGCCGCCAACAAACACGGCUCCAUCCUCCUCAACACCUACCUCUACGUCGUCGAGCUGGCUCCUCAGAUCCUGUCCUCCGAUGGAGUCGUGUACAGAGUCACCGAGGGCGGAGACGUCAUGAUGCAUUGUGAAUUCUUCGGCUCCCCGCCGCCACAAGUCACAUGGGAGGACGAGGACGAGAUCCCUCUGCUGUCUUACGCUCGUUUCUCCCCGCUGACCAACGGGACGGUCAAGCUCUCCAACGCCGCCAACGAAGACAGCCGAUCGUACCGCUGCCACGUCAAACACACCAACAUCUCCAUCACUGCUCACCUGGAAGUGUACAAUCAAACAUUGAUUCUGACAAGCCCGCAGGACGUGCGCACGCUCAGGGGAACCAGCGCCCUGCUGGACUGCGGCUUCUACAGAGAUCCUAACCUCGAAUACAAGAUCAGCUGGAGGAAACACGGACACGAGCUGCUCGAGUCGUCGCCUGAUGACAAGCACACUGUGUUUGAAAACGGCACCCUGAGAGUGACAAACGUCCAACCAGGCGACAACGCACAGUACACCUGUGAGGUCAGCACGGACCUGGACAGCGUGAAGGCCAGCGGCUCCAUCACGGUAGUAGCACCGCCGGACCCUCCGAAAGAUCUGACUCUGUCUGACGUUGAAGACUACAGCCUCACUCUGAGCUGGAUCCCAGGAAGCUCACACAACAGCCCCAUCAUAGAGUUCAUUGUGGAGGCGCGGGAGGAGCAGCACUUGGAGGCAGGAAAGUGGAAGUGGGAGAGGUUGGAGAUUGUUCCCGGAGACUUCAACCACCGUCAGCUGACACUGCACCCGUUCUGCACCUACCGCUUCAGAGUCAUCGCCGUCAACCAGCUCGGGAGCAGCGUACACAGCCUACCGUCGGAGAAACACAGCACACCGCCGGCUGUUCCUGGCACAAACCCGGAAAAUGUGCGCAGUGAGUCCACGGACGCAAAGACUCUGACCAUAUCGUGGGACGAGAUGGAGAAUCACUUGCAUUACGGUCCGGAUUUCAAGUACAAGGUGUCAUGGAAGUCCGGAAAGCCGGGCGCAGAUUGGGAAGAUGGCUACGCCGUCUCGCCGCCAUUCCAUGUAAACGACACGGGGACGUACGAGCCGUUUGAGAUCAAAGUCCAGGCUGUGAACUCACUGGGAGCGGGACCGCCACCGCAGUCUGACAUAGGACACUCGGGAGAGGACAAGCCCAAAGAAGCACCAACCGGAGUCUCCACCACGGUGAUGAACAGCACCGUGAGAGUGAAGUGGAACCAAGCCCAGAACGUCCGAGGGCGGCUGAGGGGAUACAAGAUCUACAUCAGGAGGUUGGGUCCCCAGCUGGGGCGGGGCCGGAGGUCUCUCGGUAAACCUCACCACGAGGAGGAGAGAGAGGAGCGAUUGAGGGAGCGGCACGUGGAGAGCAGGGUGGUGGAGGUGCACGGCACGCAGACGUCAGAGGAAGUGUCGGGGCUGCGGCUGUUUUCACGCUACGAGCUAACCAUGACUGCCGUGAACAGCAAGGGGGAGGGGCCUAACUCUACUCCGCACCACUUCGUCACCCCGGAGGGAGCGCCCGGUCCUCCUGCUUCACUCCGGUUUGAGAGUCCAACAGAGAGAUCUCUGAUUCUCUACUGGACCCGUCCUGAGGAAACCAACGGCCCCCUGCAGGGAUACAUGGUGCAGUAUCAACAGGAGGUGGAGAACAGAGACGGCACGCUGCAGAUGGAGAUCAUCAGCGAUCCCAAUGUCACUCACAUUGAGUUAAAGUCUCUGGACCCCAGCAGCUACUACAGCUUCAAUGUGAUCGCACGCACCAGCGCUGGAGACGGGCCCCCCAUCACACGGCGGGGUGCCACCCAGCUCGAUGGAGUGCCUCCAUCCAACGUGUCCAUAGUUUCCAGUAACAAGUCGCUCAACCUGAGCUGGGUGCCCGGAGAGCGAGACAGGAACCACGGCUUCACCAUACGCUACUGCAGGAAGCGCUUCGACUGUGAGAGGAAUUUCUGGGAGGAGUCAGAGGUGGUGAACACCACGCAGGGUUUCUAUUCGCUGAGUGGCCUCAAACCAGGAACUGAGUACAAGCUAGCAAUCAUGCACGGAAACAUCACGCAGUGGGAAGAGGAUACGUUCACUAAAGGACCAGAACCUUCAGAGAUAACCAGUGGGUUCGCCACACAGGGUUGGCUGAUUGGACUCAUCAGCGCCAUCGUGCUGCUGGUGCUGAUACUGCUCAUCCUCUGCCUCAUCAAACGCAGGAAGGGCGGCAAAUACGCAGUGAAGGACAAAGAAGACAAGGAAGUAGACUCUGAAGCUCGGCCAAUGAAAGAUGAGACUUUCGGAGAGUACAGAUCUCUGGAGAGUGAUGCAGACGAGAAGCGCUCGGACAGCCAGCCGUCUCUGUGCGGCAAGAGUAAACUGGGCAGUGACGACUCUCUGGCUGAAUAUGGAGACAGCGUGGACAUCCAGUUCAACGAGGACGGCUCCUUCAUCGGCCAGUACAGCGGCCGGGGACCCGUUCCCCACGGCAACGAGAGCUCUGGUCCCGCCUCCCCUGUUAACGCAGUCCCUCCUCCACCCAUCGCUCCAUCCAUGUCGAGCAUCCUGAACCGGCCCAGCUAGAUACACACACACACACACACACACCAUCAUAAUAAAAAUACAAACACACACCCACACACACAUACAUACACACUGCCCGCCUGCAGCACCAACACAAAGGGACAGACCACUCCUGACUCCACUGCCUGUAACGUUAAAGUGCAACAACACACACACACACACACACACACACACACACACUGUCUCAGUACAUUCCACAGGUUUAUGCAGUGCAGAUGUUUACAGGAUGUCUUACCUUUUCUACUUCAAGUUUACACACAAACACACACUGAAAAACACACACACACACACACAACAUGCAAGAAGACAUGCAAAACCAGAUCACAAAACCAUCACUCUUCUGUAAGACAAAAACAGGGGGAGGAGCCAGCUGCUCCAGCUGUUUGUAACUCCAGACUUGAUGUGGUCAGAAUUUCAACUUUCCCCAAGUCGAUUUUGAUGCAUCUCUAACAGCAGGUUAAACUACUCGGAAUAGUUCCUUCUUAAGGUGUACUCCAUGUUACUGUUGGCUGGAAUGGCUGCAAAGUCGAUAACCAAACAGGCAAAUUGCUCGCUGCUUCGAUUAAAAAACAACAAAUCUCCUGCUGGAAACGAUAAAUGUUUCUGCUUAGACAUGAUGCUUAGUUGACUUUGCGUUUUGGAUUGCUUUCUGAUUGGACACAGCCACAGACAAAAAGCUUUCCCAGUCAACACUUCUCUGACAUUUGACCAGUUUAACCCAGUCUAAUAAAUUAAUAAAUUCAACGUAUAGUGCUGGAUUUACAAACAGCUGGUGCAACAACGCCAAGGAGAGGAAGAUAAGAUGUGAUGAAGAAAAAGGGAAAUCUUUCCAUCUUGUCUGACAACCACAUUGUGUCAUCGUGUAUAAACACUUCAGUGUCAUUAACACAUCAGUUAUAUAUUAUAUCAUAAGUCAUAUUUGGUUGUUUUUUUAUACACACACGUCAACAUUUCAGUUAUAUUCUUCACUUUUUGUGCAUUGUUGUCAAACAUCACCACGAUGUGUCUUUGUUUACACUGUUAGCGAGCUAUUUAUUUGUGUUUGUGUGCAUGUGUCUGGGAAUGAUUUGUCUAUUUAUUGUUGUGUGCGCGGCUGUCAAACCUAAGAUGCAUGCCCCCCCCUCGGAGGCAUUUAACAAAUAAUUCAGUCAAUGUUUUUUCGCAUUUUAAGUUCAAAGAGUGACUUUCACUUUGUGUGCGUGCGUGCGAUUGUCCGUGCUCUCCGUCGCUGCCUUUUAACCUGCAGUGAUGGGAGAUCUGUUGCCUUAAACGAGUGUCCAGUUAAGCCUUCUCUCCUCCCUCUUUUUCGCGCAUCCCAUCUGUCAAAUCAUACAUUUCUACCCAAACGCAUUUCUACCCCAUCAUCCUUAGAUCAGUCCUGUUACUCAGCAGGGGGGAAAAAGCAGGAUCAGGAUGUUACGGUGGCCCUGAAUGUUCAUAGCGCUGCAAACACGUCUAAACUGGAUACCUAGAAGCUCAAAGGAAAACUGCUUCAUCAAUUUGGGGAAACAUGCAUUAAGAUAUAACUGGUGCAAAAGUUAAACAAGCUGCAAAUCAAUGACAAACAGUGAAAAGUUGAUCUGAGCUAUGAUGUUUUUAUCUGAUAGUUUUAACAUUUUGAUUGCAUGGCUCAUUUACCUUACCUGCAGCUGGUGUUCCUCAGGGGAAUUGUACAAGAGUAAUUACCAAAAGUGAAGUGGCUCCUCAAAUUUGCAUUACUGGACAGUAGGAGCCAUUUCAUAGUCACAGGUUUAUAGUCCCUGAAACAGCGUUAUGUUAUGUGUUUGAUCUUGCAGUCCUCUGAGCUUUCAGGACCACCGUAGAAAGUGAUAACAGACAGAAAGACAUUCCUAUGCAUACACACACGUACACUGAUGCAUGCAUUAAGCGGAGGCUUAUGGACAUGGAGGUCCUCUGUAGCAAAACCAUAUGGGACCCUCUGAAGGAGAGAGGGAGGAGGGAGGACAGAAACGCCCCAGGAGGAGGAGGAGGAGGAGAAAGAGAAUCUGACGUAUCGUUCUCUGAAUGUAAAUAGAACCUUGAGAUUGUCAUUUUUUAUUUCCAUUGCUUCUUUUAUAAGAUGAACAAAAUUGUAAUUUUUUUUAUUAUCUGUUGCUCUGUUGGAAUUUGUACUGUGGCGUUCCUCUGCUGCAGCUUUUGUAUCAUAAUACCCCCAACCCCCCCACCCACACACACACACACACACACACACACACACACACACGCCAUCGUCUCCUCUUGUUUCGAUUAGUAGCCCAGAGACAUUUAGAGAAGACUAGAAUCAUAGUGAGAAGAAUCCACCCCUCCCCCCUCAACCAGUGUCUUUAUAGAGCUUUAGAGAUGCAGCAGAUAAUAUGGAUUAUUAAGUCAUGUCAUAAAUGUUAACAUUUAUAUGCCCUGACUGGGCGCAGAUGUUUGAAUGAACUCGGGCGAGGUGAUGUCGUCCUCGGCCCUCGACAGGAAAUAAAUCUCAAUACUCAGAGGGUUUAUUAUUUUUGUGGCCCCAGUGUGCCGGACAAAACUGUCUGACGAAUCAAGAGAGGGUACGUUAAACUAACCAGGGACUUCCCCAGUGUUUGGACCCAGAGCUGAACUUUGUUUUUAAUGUUUGUGGAGCAGAGAGGAACAGGAGACACAAGCCUGAGGAGUCCUUUGUGUUCUUAUUAUUGUCAACAAAUCGAAAGGCUGCAGCUGUAGCCCGUAGUUUCUAGCUGGCUGGUUCCCACUGAAGGUGUUCCUAAGCGUUCAAAAAUAGUUUGUAUUUUGAUCUGUUUUUUCCUUAAAGAAUCCGCAACAAUUAGCGAAACAUAAUUUGACCAUCGUGCGUCACACAUUAAAUUGUUCCCAAAAUUAUCGACAAAUCAAGGGGGUGGGCCACGACCCCUGUCAAUCAUUCACACUACAGAAAUGAUUGGAAGAGGAUGCUACAGUGCUUGGGCUGUAAAUGUUUUUAAGGUAGAGCAGUUAAUAAUUAUUAUUUUUUUCUACUUUCUGAGAUGCAUCAGCUCAUUCAAGUUUUUGUGCUUGAUACAAAAACAUCAAUAAAUUAAAUGUUUUUAAAAAAUAUAUUGUGUUAAAAUCAAGGGAUGUAGGGAUAUUUUGAAAAUGGAUGAUGGGAGGGAGGUGAUGGACAAAAUACAAAACUUCAACAACACUUCUGAUCCGAUCUACAGUCUGUAAUCAAACCUGAACAUGUUGCCUUGUUCAACGUCUCGCAGGUCUCGACUCCUUUCCUCUCUGCACCUGAUGCUGACUGUACAGCCCUGCCUGUCUGUGUGUCUUGUCUGUCUGUCUGUCUGUCUGUCUGUGUGUGUGUCUGUCUGCCUGUCUGUCUGUCUGUCUCUGUUUCAGCCUUCUUUUAUACAUAUAAACACUUUGGGGGGAAAUUAAAAUAAAAACAAGUAAAAGACAAAAAAAAAAGUUAUAAAUAAUAAUACUGCAAAUGAAAACAAUAAAACAACAACAGUGCUUAUAUCAGUUACGACGACGCAGUCAGUAUUGUCAUCAGUGAUUUUGAUACGAUCAGUAACUAACACAAUGAAAUGAAUCAGUAUGACAGGAGGGACAUGAUGACACGGGAGGACGGCUGUUUGGUGUGUGUGCGUGUGAAUGUGUGUAUCUGUGUGUGAGUGGUGAGGGGAAGCAGCUGGGGAGAAGUGGGGUUCAAAAUUCAAACACACACAUGCAUAUUUACAGAGGGGGGAGGGGGCAUGAGGGAGGGGUUACUGCAAUAUUGAGGUGUGCUGAUGUACCUGCUUGUUGCAUUGUGCGCUGUUCUGUAGCCGGCAAACUAACCCCAGACUGUCAACUAAUAAAUAAACAUGGACUACGCAUAUCCUGAACAGAC